AUGUACUGGUUCAUUAGGUUUUUAUGUUUUGUACGCAUUUUCGCGGAGGGUAGUUUUCAAAAGCAAUAUUAUGAAGAAGAUUCUACUAUAGAUGUAUUUGACUUAACUCAGCCCACAAUUUGGCAAGAGUUAAAUGAAUAUUACAGUGCUAUUGAAAAACAUUGGAAAAUAUGCAUUAAUUGUGGAGUACCCGGCCUCGGUACCGCUAUACAUUUAGAGCACACGGGCUCUUCUGGCAUGAAACCUGCUAUCAUUCCUCCAGAAUAUUUAGUGACUAGAUUGACAUUAAUUGACGUAAGCUACUUAACGAAGAUGGAGUCUAAUUUUGUCCUAACUCUCGAUGUCGCUUUGCAAUGGCCAGUUAUAAAGCAUGAUUCCAAAGAACCUACAUUGAUUCUCUUCAAUUUUGGAUGGAAACAAACAAAUCUCAAAAGAAAAUGUGUUUGUAAAAUUCCUGGUCUAAGUUACGAUCUAGCUUCAUGGAUCGCUGCUAACUUAAGCCACGUGGUGGGAGUGGCCACGGAUGCACCAACAUUAGAGUCUGAUCAGACAAGAGAGAUGACGUCAUACACUGUGUCUAACAUUCUCGCUAAGAGUGGGAUUUAUAUGAUUGAGAAUGUAAAUUUUCGGAAACGGCUGCCUGAACGUGGGUGUAUGACAAUAGCCAUGCCACUAAUGAUGUUAGACGCGAGCUACGUGCCGACUCACCUCACUGCCUUCUGUCCGUCGCGACAGAGCGACAGACAAGUUACUAUCGCAUUAAAGAAAGCAACAACAACUUUCUCUAAGAGCAGAAUCAACGAAGUAGAUUUGAAUGAGAUUUUGAAU
Molecule: messenger RNA, 828 nt
Organism: Brenthis ino (lesser marbled fritillary)
Lineage: Eukaryota; Metazoa; Arthropoda; Insecta; Lepidoptera; Nymphalidae
Source: the annotation of a GenBank genome assembly